AUGUCCAUUACGGGAAGAUGCCGUGUGCCCCAUCUCCUGGUUCUUCUCACGUUCGUGUUCAGCGGGGAGAGAAUUGAGGCCCAAAGAGCAGGUUGCAAGAACGUUCACUACGACCUCGUCUUCAUCUUGGAUGCCUCCUCCAGUGUCGGGAAAGAAGAUUUUGAGAAAGUUCGUCAGUGGGUGUCUAAUUUGGUGGAAACCUUUGAGAUUGGCCCAGACAAAACCCGUGUAGGUGUGGUGCGGUACAGCGACCGGCCCGCCACCGAGUUCGACCUGGGCAAGUACAGAACCCGGGAGCAAAUCAAAGAGGCUGCACGAAACAUUAAGUAUUAUGGGGGUAAUACAAACACAGGAGAUGCUCUCCGGUACAUCAACACCUACAGUUUUUCCAAGGAAGCUGGUGGGAGGCUUAGUGAUCAAACUGUUAAAAAAGUGGCUAUCCUGUUGACUGAUGGAAGGAGCCAGGAUUAUGUCUUGGAUGCAGCCACUGCGGCCCAUCAAGCUGGGAUUAGGAUCUUCGCUGUGGGUGUUGGUGAAGCCUUAAAAGAGGAACUCGAUGAGAUUGCUUCAGAACCCAAGUCUGCUCAUGUGUUUCACGUCUCUGAUUACAACGCCAUCGAUAAAAUUCGGGGGAAGCUGAGAAGGCGUCUCUGUGAAAAUGUCCUGUGUCCAAAUGUCCAUGUGGAAGGAGAUCGAUUCAAACACACCAAUGGAGGGACUGAUGAGAUUCCAGGGUUUGACCUGAUGGAGUCAUUCAGUGUGAAGCAGAUCUUUGGAAUGAAAGACAACGGAGUUCAGAGUGCUUACGUCCGACUUGGAAGCUUCCCUGUUGUUCAGAAAACUGAGGAUGUAUUUCCACAAGGUCUUCCUGAUGAAUAUGCCUUUGUAACUACCUUCAAAUUCCGGAAGGCUUCCAGGAAGGAAGACUGGUAUAUUUGGCAGAUUAUUGACAAGUAUGGCAUACCACAGGUCUCAAUCCGACUGGAUGGAGAGAACAAAGCUGUGGAGUACAAUGCCGUUGGGCUCACCAAGGACGCUGUCAGAGUGGUCUUCCGAAGUGAACGAGUCGGUGAUCUUUUUGACCGCAGCUGGCACAAAAUUGCCCUCAGCAUUCAGUCAAAGGCUGUCUCACUUUACAUAGACUGCAGACUGGUGCAGAUGCUGCCUAUUGAAGACAGAGAAAAUAUCGACAUUCAAGGGAAGACUGUGAUUGGCAAACGCUUGUAUGACAGUGUCCCCAUUGAUUUUGAUCUUCAGCGGAUGGUUAUUUACUGUGAUUCUCGGCACGCUGAGCUGGAGACCUGCUGUGACAUUCCCUCUGGACCAUGCCAGGUCACAGUCCUGACAGAAGCACCUCCCCUGGAAGUGAGGCCCACUGUUGGCAGUGAGCAAGUUGGCCACCUCAAGACUUUCAACUGCUCCUGUGCUGCUGGACAAAAGGGAGAAAGAGGUCCAAUUGGUCCUAAAGGUCAAAAGGGUGAAAGUGGCAGCUAUGGGCUUCCUGGACUCAAAGGAGAAAAAGGAGAGUCAGGCAGAGUCUAUGGGAGAGGAGAAAAAGGGGAAAAGGGGUCCCUGGGCUUACCUGGCUCCCCUGGGAAGGAUGGAGCGAAAGGAGAAGCCGGUGAACCAGGACAGCCAGGAGCAUUUGGACUCCCUGGGCCAGCAGGUCCAAAGGGAUCCGAAGGAAAACAGGGUCCUCCAGGAAUUAAAGGCUAUGUAGGUGCACCGGGUCUGCAAGGAGAAAGAGGAGAAAAGGGAAUACGAGGAGAUAAGGGACAGCAAGGCCUAGAUGGGUUCCCUGGAAAGCCUGGUGCAGAGGGGAAACAGGGCCCUGCUGGCAGCCCAGGCCCUCCAGGUGUCAGUGGGACCAAAGGAGAAAAGUUUUCAUGUUCCCUGCAGGGUGAACCAGGACUUCCAGGAUUGCCUGGCUCUUCAGUGCAUACUGAAGGCCUAAAAGGAGAGCAAGGAGAGCCUGGGCCACGAGGACCACAAGGCCAACCUGGACUUCCUGGACUUCCAGGAGAGGCUGGUCUGGAAGGCAAACCUGGAGCUCCUGGUUUACCAGGUCAAAGGGGUAAAAAAGGAGAACCAGGAUUCCCAGGAAUCAAUGGUCUGAUUGGCCCUCAGGGACCUCCAGGGCCCCCAGGCAUUGCUGGACUCCCUGGACCACCUGGAGCACCAGGGCUACCAGGAGAGAUUGGUGUUACUGGUAAAAUUGGACCACCGGGACCAGCUGGCUUUCCUGGCAAAGAUGGAUUGAAUGGGCUUCCUGGCCUUCCUGGUCAAAAGGGAGAACAAGGGCAGAAGGGAGAGGAAGGCUUUCCUGGUACAACUGGCCCUAAGGGUGAACCAGGGAGUCGUGGUCGACCUGGUGAGCAGGGUGAAGCAGGUCUUCCUGGGCCUCCAGGUGUACCUGGACUGAGAGGAGAUAAAGGAGAUCAGGGAGAAAAAGGAAAAGAUGGUCUGCCUGGACUGAAAGGUGAAAGAGGAGAAAAGGGUGACACGGGUUCCCCUGGACCACCAGGCUUACCUGGAACAACAGCCUUCUUUACCCCACACCCUAGGAUUCCUGGUGAACCUGGACCAAAAGGGGACAAAGGAGAUCGAGGAACAAGCGGAGAACCUGGAUUACCUGGGGUCCCAGGUGAACAAGGUAUCCCAGGACCUGCAGGAGUACCGGGUACAAAGGGGCAGAAAGGAGCCCAAGGAGAAGCAGGAGCCCCUGGAGAGACUGGUGUGACUGGACCAGCAGGGCCCCCAGGUCCCAGAGGCUUGCCAGGAAAUGUGGGUGUGCCUGGAGAGCCUGGACUACCAGGAAAGCAGGGAGAAAAGGGCGAAAAGGGUGAUCCUGGAAUAGAAGGAAAAGCAGGUUUACCUGGGCCAGCUGGAGAGCCAGGGCGUGCUGGAGAGCCAGGUUUGCCUGGUAAGGGUAAAGAUGGAGAACAGGGGCAAAGAGGCCCUCCAGGCUUGCCAGGACCCUUUGGACAUAAGGGUGAGAGGGGAGCUCCUGGCCUUCCUGGACUGCCAGGAGACAGAGGUGUGCCAGGAAUCGGGCUGCCUGGACCCCCCGGCCCUGCAGGACCCCCAGGAGACAAAGGGUCAUUGGGUCCCCGCGGUGUACCUGGUAUCCCUGGACCACAGGGACCUCCUGGCCAUGAUGGUCUACCUGGAAACCCAGGGGAAAGAGGACCUCCUGGAAAACCAGGUUCCACACCUCUGCUCUCUCCAGAGGACAUAAAUCUCUUAGUAAAGGAUGUGUGCAGUGACUGCCCUCCUGGCCCACCAGGACUACCAGGCAUCCCAGGUUUCAAAGGUGAUAAAGGUCUUCGAGGACCACCAGGUAUUGAUGGCCAGGAUGGGAAAAUGGGGAAUGCUGGUCCCAGAGGUCCUGCAGGCCCUCCUGGGCUGGAUGGCCCAAAGGGUGCUAAAGGAGACCGUGGGAUGACUGGGGAAACAGGAGAAAAAGGUGAACAGGGCCACCCUGGAAUGCCUGGCUUCUCAGGGGCUCCUGGAAACCCUGGCCCACCUGGACCAGAUGGGGCACCAGGACCAAUAGGACCAGCAGGAAACCCUGGAGACAUAGGUAAAGAUGGCCCUCCAGGUCCUCAGGGACCACCAGGGUUGCCUGGACUUCCAGGCAUUGCUGGGAACGAUGGCAAAGAUGGCAAGCCAGGAUCUCUUGGGGAGCCGGGAAAGCCUGGAGAACCAGGGCUCCCGGGCCAGGAGGGUGCCAGAGGCUUGCCGGGUUUCAAAGGACAGAGAGGAGAUACAGGUCCCCCAGGGCCCCGAGGGGAGCCAGGUGUGACAGGUCCUGCUGGUCGUGAGGGGCCUCCAGGGAAGGAUGGUGAUACUGGUCCCAUAGGGCCACAGGGCCCUCGAGGUCUCAGAGGACAGCCGGGUAAGAAUGGAUCACCUGGACCUGCAGGAGAACCUGGCCCAGCAGGUAACCCAGGUCCUAAAGGGAAUAAAGGAGAAAAUGGCACCCCAGGACUCCCUGGCUUCAUAGGACCCCGAGGACCACCUGGAGAACCAGGAGAGAAAGGUUCUCCAGGAAAGGAGGGUGCACCAGGGAAACCAGGUGAAAUUGGCUCCAAAGGAGAGAGGGGAGAGCCUGGCAUCAAAGGUGAAAAAGGCCCUCAAGGAGAAAAGGGCCCACCAGGUGAUCCUGGGAUACCUGGUCAUAAAGGUCAUCCAGGACUGAUGGGUCCCCAUGGACCCCCAGGAGACACUGGACAAGUUGGACCUCCUGGUCCUCCAGGACAACCAGGAUUUCCAGGACCAAGGGGGGAACCCCCAUCUCUAGAGACUUUGAGAAGGCUCAUCCAAGAGGAGUUAACCAAGCAGCUAGAUGCAAAGUUAGCCUAUAUCCUGGCUCAGGUACAACCUGCACAUGUAAAAGCAUCCCAUGGCAGACCAGGACCUCCUGGUCCCCCUGGGAAGGAAGGACUCCCAGGAAGAGCUGGCCCUCCAGGAGAGCCUGGGAGACCUGGACAGCCUGGGUCUGAAGGGCCACCUGGACCAAUUGGUCCCAAAGGAGAAAGAGGAGCAAAGGGUGAGAAAGGAGACACAGGCGUUGGCCAGCGAGGGGAAAAAGGUCCUCCAGGAAUUCCAGGCCUCCCAGGGGAGCCUGGCUAUGCCAAAGAUGGGUUGCCAGGACCACCUGGCCCUCAAGGAGAAGCUGGGCUACCCGGUCUGGCCGGCCCACAGGGCCCUCCGGGAGCCAACGGACAGUGUGACCCCUCUCAGUGCGCUUACUAUGCAAGCCUGGCUGCCAGACCCCCCAAUGUCAAAGGGCCCUAG
Molecule: messenger RNA, 4800 nt
Organism: Colius striatus (speckled mousebird)
Lineage: Eukaryota; Metazoa; Chordata; Aves; Coliiformes; Coliidae
Gene: COL22A1
Product: collagen type XXII alpha 1 chain
Exons: 63
Coding region: 1-4800 (1599 amino acids)
Source: RefSeq, a predicted model, not a curated record